Molecule: messenger RNA, 453 nt
Organism: Panicum hallii
Lineage: Eukaryota; Viridiplantae; Streptophyta; Magnoliopsida; Poales; Poaceae
Product: RING-H2 finger protein ATL39-like
Exons: 1
Coding region: 1-453 (150 amino acids)
Biological process (GO): protein ubiquitination
Molecular function (GO): zinc ion binding
Source: RefSeq, a predicted model, not a curated record
AUGGUGAGCCAGGAGUCGGCCGCCGGCAUCGGCGCCUGCGUGAUCCUCGCCCUCGUGCUGCUACCGUUCCUCCGGCUGUUCCACGACAUGCGCAAGGAGGAGGGGCAGGAGGCCGACGACGGCAGCAGCCGUCCGCGGAGGGACGACGAGGAAGCUGCCGGAGGAGGCGGCGAGGAUACAGAUAGAGCAGCAGUGUGGCAGCAGCAGCAGCAGCAGCUUCCGGCGGCGGCGGAGCAGGCCGCCGGGUCGCCGCUGGUGUGCGCGUACCGGGGGGCCGACGGGUGGCGGGAGGGCUCGUGCGGGGUGUGCCUGUCGGAGCUGGCCGACGGCGAGCUCCUCAGGGUGCUGCCGGCGUGCAUGCACUACUUCCACGCCGGCUGCGUCCAGGAGUGGCUCUCCUCGGCGCACGCCACCUGCCCGCUCUGCCGUGCUCCGCUCGCCGCCACCGACUGA